GGUGGUUUGUGAUAUAUCUAUACUGGCAGGUACUGGUGGAAUAUAGUCACUAGUUGUUUUCGAUGAGUAUUAAUACAUGUUUCCAAGAUGACACUUCUGUAGGAGUCUCCACGUGACGUGAAUAUUGUCAUACUGACCAUGCAGUUGAAACAUAACUCCAUGGCUAUAUUGAAGAUAUUUCAAUGGUAUUACGUCACCUAUUUUACACUGUCUUUACAUUUUUUCUCCAUUGGAGCGGACAUGGAGAAUGUACUACAGAUACCAACAUCUGUUUACGUGGAAGAAGCAAAAUCAUACAAUACCUCACUUAACAAAUUUGAACGGCUUGUUGGAAAAACAAUUUUGGAUGUCCAAUACCAAUUUUGGUUUAAUGUUCGCCAAAGACAAAUACAGCAACCCUCUACCGAAGAAAAAGUAACAGAUAUACAAAUUGUACAAGAGCAGACCGGACCAAUGGCUAUUCAUUUAGUAUCUACAUGUAAUGAUACUGAUGUUGAUCGUAAGACGAAAUCAGGAAAUGCUUUACUGCCUGUUAGCAUCGAGUUGGAAACAGACGUCUGUCUAGGUACUAUACUAUCAGGUAACGAAUCCAGCAACGUUUCUGUGGCUUUUGCCUCUACCAGACUUUGGGAAAGAUUUGCCUCCGUGUUAUGGAAUAAUGAAGACAUGAACAUAACAGACAUCUCCUUUGUAACGUUAAUAUCGUCUGGAGGAUUUGACGACAGACGUACAGUGACGUAUCCGGAAGCAGUGACGGACCUGCAUAUAACGGUUUCCGAUCCGUCGCUUUACAGUACACAAGGAGUGGAAUGGCAAUUCUCAGCGUCAAACGUGACCUAUGAAACAAGAGAACAAUGUUCAUCAGCCUGCUCAAAGGACCUUGAACCUGAUGGCCGGGUCAUCUAUUUCAACGGUACCAGUUUAGAUAUUACAUCUCCAAGGAUUAUUGGGAGUUACUGGCGCUGUGUACUUAAAGUGAAAUUUUAUCUCCGAGACCAAGACAUUGCCCUUAUACUGAAUGUCAUACAGGAUCAAAAUGUGUGGACACAUCGCGUCAAAACAACGAACAGGUGGACAGAAUACAUUGUUCCUAUCGGACAAAUCAACGGAAUCUUCAAAGUGCAGAUACAGUUUUACAGAAUAAAGCAGAUACGUUGGAAAAGAGGAAAAUUACAGAAUGCUGUAUUUGAAAAUUGCGAUCUGUCAUCAGUACAUUCGGAGAAACAAGAACCUGGCCUUAGUAAGGAUACAUUUGUGUGCAGGACAGGAGUUAUAAUCAGGUCUGACCAACUGUGUGAUUUCCAUGACAACUGUUUCCAUGGUGAUGACGAAAGUGAAGAAAUCUGUGGAAAUGGAUUUUCACUUGGACUUUGCGAUUUCGAAGAGAUCACCAACUGCUCCUUGAUCUUAAGAGAUUACAUGGAGAGCACGUCGACAGUCGAGGACGCUAAUGUUACAGUGGCCUUAACAGACGGUACCGGCUCAUUGAAAGGUCACGUCUUGGCUUUUGAAGAGCGUCAGAAUGCCAAAAAAACAGGGUUUGUGACUGUUAAUUUGACCCAGCCCGAAAGUUAUUUGGCCAACAAUAAAUCAUGUGUGUUUCAGGUAGAUACAUACUCGACAGUAAAUGGUGGGCGUUUCCGUUUGAUUGUUCACAUAAUCGAUGCUGAGACUGAGGAGAUCCUAAAAAAGGACGAAACAAAUUUACCAUUGUACGAGUGGCAAAUAUACCGGCAAUUAAUUCCGGAUUUUUCUGAACGAAAUGUCUCCACAUUCUACCUGGUCGUUUACACUGUGCUUUCAAACGGGUAUUUCCUGGGAUUCGACAACAUCUAUAUAUCAUCCGAAUGUAUCGCAAAGGAUACGCCGGCGACGUUCUCAAGAGAAAUCCCAGAGGAGAGCAACGUGGUCAUGAUAGUAACAGUUAGCUGUGCAUCAAUGGGGUUCGUGUGGAUUUCGAUAUUGCUCCUAAUGUACAUGAGAUACACCAAAAUACCUCAAACUGGGAAGUCGAGGAAAAGACUUUCACUUUUCGGAGCGCGAUCGAGAUCAGUAAAGGGUGUGCCAGAUUCCGCUCCCUUGUUGAGGCGACUGAAUGAGAACCUUUGGCAGGAUCACCCGAACUAUCACAUGUAUAAACAGAUACUGACCCAGGAUCUCAGCGACGACAUCAAGAAUCUAUCCAGAUACAAACUCAAGUUGACCAAAGUGCUAGGAAGUGGUGCGUUCGGAGAGGUGCUGCAAGGACAGCUUAUCAGAGGAGUCAUUUUCAAACACGUGGCAGUAAAGAGAUUAUCAAGCGGUUGUUCAGAGAAAGAAAGAACGGAUUUUCUUGUUGAAGCAUUAACUAUGAGUAAAUUCAAACACGACAAUAUCGUCUGCUGUCUGGGAAUAUAUGUCAAGAACGGUGCCCUCCUACUGGUGGAGGAGCUGAUGGCAGGGGGUGAUCUGAAACAUUUCCUUGUCGAGUCACGUCCGACCAUAGAUGAAACUCCAGCCUUGAGUACCGACGAACUUCUCUCUUUAGCAAAUGACAUCUGCCAAGCGUGUAGUUAUCUGGAAGCACAUAAAUUCAUACACAGGGAUAUUGCCUCCCGCAACUGUCUACUUACUGCAAAAACCCCGGACAGAGUGGCAAAAAUGGCGGACUUUGGCUUAGCCCGAGACAUUAUACAGAACGACUCCUACCAGAAGUGUGGACGGUCUAUGCUGCCUGUCCGAUGGCUUCCUCCAGAGUCCUACCUUGAGGGAAUAUUUAGCACAAAGUCGGACGUUUGGGCGUACGGUAUCCUGUUAUGGGAGAUCUUCUCCUUCGGGUAUGAUCCCUAUCCGUCAAUGAAGUGCGAAGAAAUGAUGGCGAAAGUCAACGGAGGUCAACGAAUGGCAGCUCCAUCUCGAUGUCCUACGGUCGUCUAUGAUGUAAUGAUGCUCUGUUGGCAACAUGACCCCAAAUCACGACCUUCCUUUGAACGACUAUGUGAAUAUCUCCAGAAGAUUAGGAAGAAUGUGUGCAUCAAUAUCGUCUGUACUAAUGAUGUAAGUGGCGAUGAACAAGGGGACGACAGAGUCGAAAGUGACGAGGAAAACAAGCUUCAUACCUGGCAUUGCAACGGAAACUACGCUAUAGAAGAGGAAUCGGUGUAGAUUAUUGAGCAGGAAACAAAUAUCGGGAACCGUCGGCACUUUCCGUAAACGAGAAUAUAUUUUCUUGAUUACGAAAAGUGCCGACGGUUCCAGAAUGACAGGAAAACAACGAAGGAAACAUAGGAACCAUUUUUUAAGUCUUGCUCUCAAGAAUGAAUCAGCGUGAAAAUCAGUCAGUGGUCAAACAAGAAAAUAGUUUCUCUUUUACGGAAAGUGCCGACGAUUCUCGAUUACAUUGUCCAUGCUAUUUUAUAUUGGGAGGAUAUCCAUAUGUCUAAGGACACAAUGUUAUGUAAAAGUAAUCAAGCACCGCUUUGAAAGAUGAUUCGAUCGUACACAGAUCUCUUACAAGAGGAUGUGAAUGUUUAUAUUAAGUUACCUCCCCUAUUUUUGAGUAAUGUCCCUUUGUUUCAAAACGUUCUCGCUACAGUGUCAUUUUAUUACCAACGAAGAAAUGAAUAGGAACACGGUAGCAAUGAAACCAGUAAAACAGGACACAGCAAAAUCGAUAGUGAAACCUUCAUCAGAGACCAACUGCAGUCUACAAUGACUGCUUCCCUCGAAACUACCUCUAUAGAGAGACCAUCUGUCUACAACGACCAGUAACACAUAUAAAAGGAAUUUGUCGUAUACACCACCUGACCUGUCUAUUAAAAUCAACGACUGGUGGACGAAUUAUUGAGUUCUCUCUAUUCCGUCUUUUCGUAUUGCAGAGUUAUCUGCUC
Mizuhopecten yessoensis (Yesso scallop) is the source of this 3869-nucleotide messenger RNA. RefSeq names its product putative neurotrophin receptor LTRK 1. The record is from RefSeq and is a predicted model, not a curated record. Gene Ontology annotation, biological process: positive regulation of kinase activity; cell surface receptor protein tyrosine kinase signaling pathway; protein phosphorylation. Gene Ontology annotation, cellular component: signaling receptor complex. NCBI's taxonomy places the organism in Eukaryota, Metazoa, Mollusca, Bivalvia, Pectinida, Pectinidae. The transcript has 21 exons. Bases 139 to 3144 code for a protein of 1001 amino acids. Gene Ontology annotation, molecular function: protein binding; transmembrane receptor protein tyrosine kinase activity; ATP binding.